AGCCGGAGGUCGGGCGUCACUUCCGGUGGGUGGGGUCCAGCAGCCGGAGUUCGGGCCGACUGGUCGCGGAGCCCCGUAGCCGCCAUGACGCACUGGUUCCACCGCAACCCGCUGAAGGCCACGGCGCCCGCAUCCUUCAACCUGUACGGGGUGGCCACCACCGGCGCCGCCGCCAAGGCCUGCAGUGACAUGAGGAGCGCAAGGAUCAAACUUCUGGAGUUAUUUACCGAUGUAAAUUGUAACAUGGAAAAGAUGAAAACGGCAGUCGAUGCAUACUUUUCUGUCUUGCUAGGUUUCAUAACAUCGCUGGAUGGCACCACACAAGAAAACAAGCUGCGUUUCAUUCAGAACUUCAAAUGGACUGACACCUUGCAGGGUAACACAGUGAGUGCCCAGCAGGAUGCCAUCUUCGAUCUGGUCUCGAUGGAGUUUAACGUGGCUCUAUGGCAUACCAAGCAUGCCUCCAGGCUGGCGGGGAAGGAGGACGUCUCCGUGGAUGAAGCAAAAGAUGUGCACAGGAGCUUAAAGACUGCAGCUGGAAUCUUCAAGCAUAUCAAGGACAAUGAAGUAAGCAGACUUGUGACGGCGCCUGAGAAAGGCAAGGACCUGGAAUCUCGGGUGCUGGACACCUACAUCAUUCAGAGCCAGGCCGAGGCUCAGGAAGUGACCAUCGCGAGAGCCAUUGAACUAAAACACAAUCCGGGUCUCAUCGCAGCUCUGGCUUAUGAAACAGCCAACUUCUACCAGAAGGCUGAUCACACCCUCACCACCUUGGAUCCGAGCUACUCUGCUAAAUGGAGGAAGUACCUGCAGCUCAAAAACAGCUUCUACCUGGCUUACGCCUAUUGCUACCACGGCCAGACCCUGCUGGCCAGCGACAAAUGUGGGGAAGCCAUCCGAUCUCUCCAAGAAGCAGAGAAGUACUAUUCCAAGGCAGAGGCUUUGUGCAAGGAAUACCGGCAGACCAAGGGGCCUGGGACCACCGCCAAGCCGUCCGAACACUUGUUCUUCACCAAGCUGGGAGCGUACAUCAAGAACACCCUGGAGAAGUGCCAGCGAGAGAAUGGGUUCAUCUAUUUCCAGAAAGUUCCUCCAGAGGCUCCGGAGCUGGAGCUGAAGGCGAGCUAUGGCUUGGUGGAACCGCAAGUCUUUGAGCUGCCGGCACUGGGAGAAGUGUGGACCAAGGAUUUAUACGCUGCAUUUGAUAUCACCCAAGGCCCCAAGGACGACAAGGCCAAGGUGAAGGAGGAAGAGGUGACCCCAAUGAAAGAGCCCGACCUGAAACCCCAGAAGGACAUCGGCUGUUUGAUUUCGUAAUGAGACAGCUGCGGGCGGGGAUGGGUUGGACUGUGCUCUACUGGGCACUGACUGCAGCUUCACCUGCUGACAGGACUUUACUCCAACGACCAAGAACUGGAACAUGGCCGGAUCCUUGUCCCUUUCAUUGAGUGCACUUUGCAAUGAAACUUUGUUAUACCUGCAAGUAACUAGCAGCUGCUUGCAUUCUCUUGCCCUGCUGCUGUGGGAAUGGGUGGGGGGUUCUGUGUGUGAAGUCUUUCUGCUCCCUGAGAGAUAUGCUGGGUGCCAGGAACUGAUGCAAACUCCAGUCAAUAACCGGCUUUAAACACUCACUGGAUGAUCCCCAGGGGCUCGACAAACAUUCCUCAUUAUUUCAUUCCAUUCACUCACCUGAGUUUUGUCCUUGCCCUUGAGGGGGGUGGGUUCCUGUUUGCACCCCAUGUUUGCCAGGGCUUUGCCUCCCCAUGGGCAUGUUUGAUUGCCUGCUUUGUCCUGGGAUUACUCUGUACAGUGAGGUUGGGCCAGGCCUGACAGAGGAGCUGAGGCCCAGCUGGGAAUCCCAGCGUGAUGACGGGCAGUGGCGCCAGCUCCCUCGCUGUCGGACGAGGUUCAUGUGACGCCCUGUCCGGUGACACUCCAUACCUGCCCAAGGCAAGGUGUCCAACCCCUCAACAAAGGCAGCCUUCGUUUCCCAGUUACCCUUAAUUCAUCCCCACCAGCUCAAACCUGUGACAGCUCCGUUCAAGAUGCCUCCGGAGCUCUUUGAUGUUGUUAAAGAUACAAAAUCAGUCAGUGAAUCACCAGAGCACAAGGUAGCAGAUGGGACAAUGGUGCAAUCGCUGUCUCACGCUGUUCGAUCCCAGCGUCCUGUGCUAUCUGUAUGGAGUUUGCACGUUCUUCACGUGACCAUGUGGAUUUGCUCCGGUUUCCCCCCCAAUCCCAAAGACGUGCAGGUUUGCAGGUUAGUUGUGCUCUAAAUUUAUCUUAGUGUGUAGAUAAGUGGUAGAAUCUGUGAGAGUUGAUGAAUAUCCAACUGCCUUUUUAAUGCUAUAUACACCUAUAUACACUGCUGUAACCGAGCUUAAAGAGCUUACAUCUCCAAAUCCUUGGAAAGGGAGUUAAUGGACAGGUUUUGCCCGUAACUGCCGCAAGCUCCCUGGCAGCAGCCGGGGAGGCAUAUUUGCAGUGGCCUUCUCUGGUCUAGCCUGGACCCCCUCUGGGCUGGAGAUAUUCAUCCCUCCCCACUGCCACAUGCUGAGCCAGUGUGUGAAGAUGUGAUGCCUUGAGUCUGCUGAAACUCCACUCCAGGAGUGUAAACACUCUCAGCAGGUCAGGCAACAUCUGGGGAGGGAAUGGAUAGACAACAUGUAGGGUCAGGGCUCUUCUUCAGACUGAUUAUAGUGGAGGGGACGCUAGAAAAGGUGGGGGCAGGCCUGGCAAGUGUUUGAUGGACACAGGCGAGGGGGGGGGGGUGAUUGGCCGAUGGACGGAGUACGUGACAAAGGCUAGAGGUGAAAGGGUAUUGAAUAAGGAGAGGAGUGAAAUGUUAAACCGGAGGGAGGGUUAUGGGAGGAGGAACAGAGGACUUGGGGAUGGGCGAUGAGUGGAAGGGGGAAAGGAAGGGAGCAGUGUGGCUGGGGUAGUGGGAGAAAUGUUCGGGAGGGGGUGGGGGAAGAAGGAUAAUAAUCAGCUCAAUGAGCGGAAGCCCUGGUUACUCCCAUGUCCGCUGUACAGAGUGUGCAGAGUGAUCUCUCUCUCUCCCCCUCUCCCCUGACCUGCCGCGGUUGGGGGGGGGGGGGGGGGGGGUGGUGAGAGGGCUGUCAACAGCUCCCCGCAAAACUUGACUGUCUGGGUCCCCAAACACUUUUACACCGACUGCAAUCCGCACAUCAGUAAACUUUAGAUUCAGACGUACUGAUUCACAGAUCCUCAUGAGGGGAAUGAUCACAGAUUGUAAUAAUUCUCUGCUUCAUGUUAACAUGCCUGUUUGUUGUGUAACUAUGUAAUCAGCACUGCUCUAGAUGGGAAAGAAUGAUUUAUGUGGCUGAGUAAAAUAAAUGUCAUAUUUAUACUGGAAUUUAAACCGU
This is a messenger RNA of Amblyraja radiata (thorny skate), 3386 nucleotides long. Its product is annotated as BRO1 domain-containing protein BROX. The record is from RefSeq and is a predicted model, not a curated record. Bases 85 to 1317 code for a protein of 410 amino acids. NCBI's taxonomy places the organism in Eukaryota, Metazoa, Chordata, Chondrichthyes, Rajiformes, Rajidae. The transcript is spliced from 12 exons.